This is a messenger RNA of Phalacrocorax carbo (great cormorant), 1913 nucleotides long. Lineage: Eukaryota; Metazoa; Chordata; Aves; Suliformes; Phalacrocoracidae. The record is from RefSeq and is a predicted model, not a curated record.
GGGGGCGUGGGACCGAUGGCGCUCUCGGGCCGGCGGGACCUCUGCGUUUCCUCUUCGGGGCCCUGGGGGCCCCAAGGAGAGCUGGUCCUCCCCCGCCCGGCGGCCGGCUGCGCGGUGGGCGGAGAGAGGCGCGGAUCCGCGCCGCCCCGCCGGGGGGCCCCACGCAGGGCUGGCGCCACGCCGGGCUCCCCCCUCGCACCGAGGAGGUGCGCACGCUGGCUGUGAAAACAAAAAAAAAACCAAAAAAAACACACACAAAAAAAACCAAGCCACCCCAAACACCCUUCAAACCCAGCCGGAGGGGGGGACGGCGGCGUUGAGGCGGGAGCGACUUUAUCGGGCAGUGGUCACCAUGAAGAGGAGUAAGGAUGGCGUGGGAAAGCCCUGCAUCAAAGGCUGAAGAUUUUAGACAAGCUGGUCUUCCUGAUGCUAGCUCUAGCUGCUCUGGCAGGCCUUGCAGUGCAGCAUGAGGAUGAGGAGGAAGAAACUGUGGGCAUCUUGCUUCUGCUUUGCAGCUGCCUUUUUUCUUGUGCUGACACUCCAGGUUGUCACUGAACUGGGCAAUUCAGAGAACAAGGUGGCAGUAAUCUCCAGUUUACACCGUGGUCCAUUAAAGCCUGUGGAGAGACAUGCUUUACAGUUUAAGCAGCAGAAACUUCACAGCAGCUUGAAGACAGAGUCUGAUGUAAAUCACUAUCCCAUCCUGCUCUGGUGGUCUCCCCUGACUGGAGAGACAGGGAGAUUGGGUCACUGCGGAGAGGAUGUGUGCUUCUUUACUGUCAACAAGACCUACCAGCACAAUCAGAUGACAAGAGCAUUUCUGUUCUAUGGUACUGAUUUCAGUAUAGACAGCCUACCCCUCCCUCGUAAAGACUAUCAUGAUUGGGCCCUUUUCCAUGAAGAGUCACCAAAAAACAACUACAAACUCUUCCACGAACCGACCAUCACCUUAUUCAACCACACUGCAACCUUCAGCCGCCAUUCUCACCUACCGCUGACCACUCAGUACCUUGAGGGUGUAGAGGUCCUGAAGUCGUUGAGGUACAUGAUACCACUGCAGAUGAAGAACAGCCUGAGGAAGAGGCUUGCACCACUUGUAUAUGUGCAGUCUGACUGCAAUCCUCCUUCUGACCGGGACAGCUAUGUGCGUGAGCUAAUGUGCCACAUUGAAGUAGACUCUUAUGGGGAGUGUCUGCAUAACAGAGACCUUCCUCAGCAUCUCAGAAAUCCAACUGCGAUGGAUGAUGCGAACUUCUAUAAAAUACUGGCACAGUACAAGUUCAUUCUUGCUUUUGAAAAUGCUAUCUGUGAAGAUUACAUCACUGAAAAGCUCUGGCGGCCGCUGAAGUUGGGCGUGGUACCAGUGUACUUUGGAUCUCCCAGCAUUGUAGACUGGCUUCCUAGUAACAAGAGUGCAAUCCUGGUAUCCAGUUUUUCACACCCUCGGGAGCUGGCCCACUAUAUCAAAACAUUGGAUACAAAUGAUGGAGAAUAUGAGUCCUACCUACAAUGGAAACUGAAAGGCGACAUAUCCAACCCAAGGCUGCUUACAACAAUGAAGGAACGCAAGUGGGGAGUGCAAGAUAUCACCCAGGACAAUUACAUUGACACUUUUGAGUGCAUGGUGUGUAACAGAGUGUGGGAAAACAUCAGAAGGAAAGAAAAGGGAUGGCUGCCCCAGAGGUGGAGGGCUCAGGUUAACCAUCUGAGCUGCCCCAGACCAGAGGCGUUCUGGUUCUCAUCUUCAAACCCUGGCUGGACUUCUCUUCAAGAGAUGUGGAUACCAAGCUUUGAACAAUCCAAGAAAGAAGCCUGGGCACUGAGGCAACUGGUGGAAAGAAACAGGAAUUUUACAGCUCAAGAAUUUUGGAUGCUUGUAUUCAAAGAAUAAACACAACAACCUGUAAAACAAA